Molecule: messenger RNA, 2692 nt
Organism: Gracilinanus agilis (Agile Gracile Mouse Opossum)
Lineage: Eukaryota; Metazoa; Chordata; Mammalia; Didelphimorphia; Didelphidae
Gene: ALDH18A1
Product: aldehyde dehydrogenase 18 family member A1
Exons: 16
Coding region: 108-2168 (686 amino acids)
Cellular component (GO): mitochondrion
Molecular function (GO): glutamate-5-semialdehyde dehydrogenase (NADP+) activity; ATP binding; glutamate 5-kinase activity
Source: RefSeq, a predicted model, not a curated record
AACUUGGAAGUGCUGUGGUGACACGAGGGGAUGAAUGUGGUCUGGCACUGGGGCGACUGGCAUCUAUUGUUGAGCAGGUGUCGGUGCUCCAGACCCAAGGCCGAGAGAUGAUGCUGGUCACCAGCGGGGCGGUCGCCUUCGGGAAGCAGCGGCUGCGCCAGGAAAUCCUCCUGUCCCAGAGUGUGCGGCAAGCCCUCCAUACAGGGCAGAACCAGCUCAAAGAGAUGGCGAUUCCCGUCUUAGAGGCGCGGGCCUGCGCAGCGGCCGGGCAGAGCGGGCUGAUGGCCCUGUACGAGGCCAUGUUUUCCCAGUACAGCAUCUGCGUUGCUCAGAUUUUAGUGACCAACUUAGAUUUUCACGAUGAGCAGAAGCGCCGGAACCUCAACGAGACACUCAGUGAGCUCCUACGAAUGAACAUUGUUCCGAUUGUCAACACAAACGAUGCCGUUGUCCCCCCAGCUGAGCCCAAUAGUGACUUGCAGGGGGUAAAUGUCAUUAGUGUUAAAGAUAAUGACAGCUUGGCUGCCCGUCUGGCUGUGGAAAUGAAAACUGAUCUCUUGAUUCUCCUUUCCGAUGUAGAAGGUCUUUUUGACAGACCGCCAGGAUCAGAUGAUUCCAAACUCAUUGAUAUAUUUUACCCUGGAGACCAGCAGUCUGUGACAUUUGGAACCAAGUCUAGAGUGGGACUGGGUGGCAUGGAGGCCAAGGUGAAGGCUGCCCUUUGGGCUCUCCAGGGUGGAACGUCUGUUGUGAUUGCUAAUGGAAGCCAUCCUAAGGUCUCAGGCCAUGUCAUUACAGAUGUUGUAGAGGGGAAAAAAGUUGGCACUUUCUUUUCAGAAGUGAAACCUGCAGGUCCUACUGUUGAACAACAGGGAGAGAUGGCUCGAUCUGGAGGAAGGACUUUGGCCACUUUGGAACCAGAGAAGAGAGCAGAGAUUAUCAACCAUCUCGCUGACCUCCUGACUGACCAGCGGGAAGAGAUCCUGUUGGCCAACAAAGAAGACUUGGAGGAGGCGGAGGAGCAAGGUCGUCUAGCAGCCCCUCUGCUAAAACGAUUGAGCUUGUCUACAUCUAAAUUGAAUAGUUUGGCCAUUGGAUUACGUCAGAUUGCUGCUUCCUCAAAGGACAGUGUUGGGCAAGUGUUGCGCCGGAUAAGACUUGCAAAAGAUUUGGAACUGGAGCAAGUUACGGUCCCCAUUGGAGUCCUUUUGGUGAUUUUUGAGUCCCGCCCUGAUUGUCUGCCCCAGGUAGCUGCUUUGGCUAUUGCAAGUGGCAAUGGCUUGCUUCUGAAAGGAGGAAAAGAGGCAACCAACAGCAACCGAUUACUGCAUCAGCUAACACAGGAGGCGCUCUCCCUCUACGGUGUUAAAGAUGCAGUGCAGCUGGUGAAUACAAGAGAAGACGUUGAUAACCUUUGCCGGCUAGAUAAACUGAUUGACCUGAUCAUUCCACGUGGCUCCUCUCAGCUGGUCAGACAUAUUCAGAAAGCUGCCAAAGGCAUACCAGUGCUGGGUCACAGUGAAGGAAUCUGCCACAUGUAUAUAGAUGCAGACGCUUGUCCCGAUAAGGUUACCAGACUAGUGAGAGACUCUAAAUGUGAAUAUCCGGCUGCCUGCAAUGCACUGGAAACUCUGUUAAUCCAUCGAGAUCUGCUGAGAACACCAUUGUUUGAUAUGGUCAUUGACAUGCUGAGAGUAGAGCAGGUGAAAAUUCAUGCAGGUCCCAAGUUUGCCUCCUAUUUGACUUUCAGCCCAUGUGAAGUUAAGUCUCUUCGAAUAGAGUAUGGAGACCUGGAAUGUUGUAUUGAAGUGGUGGACAGCGUACAGGAAGCCAUUGACCAUAUCCACAAAUAUGGCAGCUCCCACACAGAUGCUAUCGUUACAGAGAAUGAGGAAACAGCAGAGUAUUUCCUUCAGCACGUGGACAGCGCUUGUGUGUUCUGGAAUGCGAGCACCCGCUUCUCAGAUGGCUACCGCUUUGGCCUGGGAGCUGAAGUAGGAAUCAGCACUUCUCGAAUCCAUGCCCGGGGACCAGUAGGAAUUGAAGGAUUAUUAACUACUAAGUGGUUACUUAGGGGACGAGAACAUGUUGUAUCUGAUUUCUCAGAGAAUGGACCUUUAAAAUAUAUUCAUGAAAACCUUCCCAUCUCUCACAGAAACAACAGCUGAGAGCACGCUGGAACGUAUGGGGGGCAUGUUCCAAGCUCAUUUCACUAUUAAAACUCCGGUGAUCACACAGGACUUUGUCUCCAAUUCUUGGGUGAUUUUUUUGCUGUUUUGAGGUAUACCUGGAAGCUUUUGGGUUGUUUUGACCUGUGCAGUAGAAGAUGAGAUGUGUCUGCUAAUCCACACACUCCAGGUUGCCAGUUAGGAAAGCAAGUUGUCACAGAUAGGACUUUCUUUUUCCCAAAUUCAUUUCUUUUAACAUAAUGCAAAUCAGUACUGAUUAUCCUUAGAGAGAGAAGAAAAUGGACGGUUGGUUUCCUCUUUUUUGCCUUUUUAUCACCUCAGUGAGGUAAAGACUCCCCUUGGACAUUUUUUUCAGUACUGUAGCCUGAUAUUCUUGACAGUCUUAAUCUCAUUCCCUACAUUGUCAUGAUUUUACUAGAAAAGAGGAAAUGUUUGAUACUCUAUAAAGACUUGUUUCUCUUCAACAUUUCAUUAGAAGAAUCAGAUAAAAAUUUGAGACUGGA